CAAAUGGAUUAUUUUAUGAUUCAUUUACGCGAAAGGUUCAUUUUGAUAAAUACCCAGCUGGAAAAUUCGCUGCAGGAGAACGACACUUUUAAGUACUCGAACGUGAUACAGGUUAUCUCGAAUUUGGACGUGUAUAGCUUGAAUAAAAUUAAUCACAUACAUUUCACGUUGUAUAAGAUUUCUACGCAGAUUAAUAACGUUUACGGGGCUCAAUUCAUGCUCAUGAUACCGAGAGUGAUUUUUUUCUGCGUGUUACCGGUCCAUUACAAUAUCGUUACAGCUCUGGUACGUGAUUCCAACGAUCACUCGCCUCAAUUGUGGACUCAUGUGUUUACUCUGAUGUAUAUCGUGUUGUUGACUUCGCCGGUAAUUUACGUCGUGAAUGUGGCAUCAAAUACUGUUAAUCAGGCCAAACGAAUUCAUGUUCUGAUUCACGACCUAAUCGACGAGGAUCAGGAAGAGCAAAUUGAAUAUGAGUUGCUGAUAUUUUCAAUACAACUGUUACAUCGUCACAUUGAUUUUUCGGUGCAUGAAUUCUUCAGUUUGAAACCUUCACUAACUACUGCGAUGAUCGAACUUAUAAUCACAUACGUUAUCAUCUUGCUUCAGUUUCAAGACACUUUGGCGUCAAUUUCUCCGAUUCAGUUACUGCUAAGACCAAUCCACAUCGUAGAAGCUAUUUUCAACAAUGAUUUGCUGAUGUCAACGACAUCAACGUACCAAUAUACCGAUUUCACAUCCCUAAUGUUCUACAACUACACUACUUCUGACCUAUCAGAGUAGAAAGUUCAAUUGUAAAGGUCAAUUCGAAAUAAUUACGCAAUGCGCACUACAGUUGAAGAGUUAUAACCGUCAAAAUUAGAAAUAAUCCAAAAAAUACAUUCAUACUGACAUAUUCAAAAAAAAAAUCAAAAGGGGCCAUGUACAGGGUAAAAAAUCACCCCCUUGCCCAAAAAAACCACAACAUUAAACCCAGACACUCCUAAUCUCAAGAAUGAUUUCAAUGAAAAGCGGAGAUUACGUAAUGAGACCCGAAUCGGAAUGUGAUAACUAAGAGUUUCCCGUGCUUAUCUUUUCAACGUCAUAAUCGAUUACGAAGUUUACAUGUUUAUCUUUACUCUUACUUAUUGCAAUAUGAAUAUUAACAUCGAUUAUGUUAAUUUUUCCGUCAACUUACCAAAGGCCAACCAAUGGUAUGUUCAACUCUGCCAGGUUUAUGUUUACUCGGAUCAAUUUCCCAUAUUUCUUUAAUACCGAUACCGUACGUCUGCGAUUCAGCUUGAUCCCUGAGAUUGUAUUUUUGUUCUAGUUGUUUCGUCAGGUGACCACGACAA
Messenger RNA from Planococcus citri (citrus mealybug), 1334 nucleotides. RefSeq names its product putative gustatory receptor 28b. The record is from RefSeq and is a predicted model, not a curated record. Gene Ontology annotation, biological process: sensory perception of taste; male courtship behavior; chemosensory behavior. Gene Ontology annotation, cellular component: neuronal cell body; axon; dendrite. Lineage: Eukaryota; Metazoa; Arthropoda; Insecta; Hemiptera; Pseudococcidae. The coding region runs from base 4 to 783 and encodes 259 amino acids. The transcript is spliced from 4 exons.